AUGGCUACAUUAGAAGAAUUGGAUACACAAAAUCUUCCUGGAGAUGAAGAAUUAGACCAAGAAAUCUUAAGUCUAACCACUCAAGAAUUACAAACAAGGACUAAAUUAUUAGACAACGAGAUUCGUAUCUUUAGGUCUGAAUUACAGAGACUGUCUCACGAGAACAAUGUUAUGCUUGACAAAAUAAAGGAUAACAAGGAGAAGAUCAAGAAUAAUAGACAAUUACCAUAUCUCGUAGCAAAUGUGGUGGAAGUGAUGGAUAUGGAUGAGAUUGAAGAUAAAGAGAAUAAUGAAUCUACAACACAAGGUGGGAAUGUAAAUCUGGAUAAUGCUGCAAAGGGUAAAGCUGCUGUAGUUAAGACAUCUUCUAGACAAACUGUGUUUUUGCCUAUGGUUGGGCUAGUGGAUCCAACCAAGUUGAAACCUAACGAUCUUGUGGGUGUUAAUAAGGAUUCUUAUUUAAUAUUGGAAAAAUUACCUUCGGAAUUUGAUUCAAGAGUUAAAGCUAUGGAAGUUGAUGAAAAACCAACAGAGACGUAUUCAGAUGUGGGUGGGUUAGACAAACAAAUUGAAGAACUUGUGGAAGCUAUUGUGUUACCAAUGAAACGUGCCGAUAAAUUCAAAGAAUUAGGUAUCAGAGCACCAAAAGGUGCACUAAUGUACGGUCCACCAGGUACUGGUAAGACCUUAUUAGCAAGAGCAUGCGCUGCUCAAACUAAUGCCACAUUUUUGAAAUUAGCUGCUCCACAAUUGGUGCAAAUGUUCAUUGGUGAAGGUGCCAAAUUAGUCCGUGAUGCGUUUGCACUUGCGAAGGAAAAGGCCCCUACUAUUAUAUUUAUCGAUGAAUUGGAUGCUAUUGGUACAAAACGUUUCGAUUCGGAAAAAUCAGGUGACAGAGAAGUUCAAAGAACUAUGUUGGAAUUAUUAAAUCAAUUGGAUGGGUUUAGCUCAGAUGACCGUGUGAAGGUGUUGGCUGCGACAAAUAGAGUCGAUGUGUUAGAUCCUGCUUUAUUAAGAUCAGGUAGAUUAGACAGAAAGAUUGAAUUCCCACUACCUACCGAGGAUGGUAGAGCUCAAAUUUUACAAAUUCAUUCAAGGAAAAUGACCACAGAUGAUGACAUAAACUGGCAGGAGUUGGCAAGAUCCACAGAUGAAUUUAACGGUGCUCAAUUGAAAGCAGUUACUGUUGAAGCAGGUAUGAUUGCUUUAAGAAAUGGGCAAUCUUCAGUAAAACAUGAAGAUUUUGUUGAAGGUAUAGGUGAAGUGCAAGCUAGGAAGUCAAAAUCGGUCUCCUUCUAUGCAUAA
This is a messenger RNA of Naumovozyma castellii, 1305 nucleotides long. RefSeq names its product proteasome regulatory particle base subunit RPT5 (gene RPT5). The record is from RefSeq and is a predicted model, not a curated record. The coding region runs from base 1 to 1305 and encodes 434 amino acids. The transcript has a single exon. NCBI's taxonomy places the organism in Eukaryota, Fungi, Ascomycota, Saccharomycetes, Saccharomycetales, Saccharomycetaceae.